Messenger RNA from Argiope bruennichi, 4601 nucleotides. RefSeq names its product glycosylphosphatidylinositol anchor attachment 1 protein-like. Gene Ontology annotation, cellular component: GPI-anchor transamidase complex; membrane. The record is from RefSeq and is a predicted model, not a curated record. Gene Ontology annotation, biological process: attachment of GPI anchor to protein. NCBI's taxonomy places the organism in Eukaryota, Metazoa, Arthropoda, Arachnida, Araneae, Araneidae. The transcript has a single exon. Bases 98 to 1966 code for a protein of 622 amino acids.
AUGCAUUGUUUUUGGCAAGAGCCCAAGUAAACUUCAUUUAAUUGUUAUUAAAUGAUUAAUAUUUUUUUAUGAUCAAAAAUUUAUGUCAUUGUGAGAAAUGGGCCUUCUUAAUGAUUCAAAAAGCAGAAAGAAAACGUCUGCUUUUCUUAUUCAGCAUUCAAACAAAUUGAUAAUCCUUAGUUUUCUUUGUGGAAUUGUGUGGUUUGCAGCAUUGGCGUCUGAUGUUUUCAAUAACAAAACUUAUUUUUCUGAAAAUGCUCUACUUCCAGGUCUUGUUGUUAGAGAAUUUAAUCCAAGGUCAGCACUCUCACGUUUAUUAGAUGCUCUGAAAGAAGAAGCAUCUACUCAUCCUUCAGACAUACUACCUUCAGCAAUGAUUUUAGGUCAAUUUCGACAACUUGGACUCGAUGUAUAUGAAAAUAAUUUCACAGUUAAUUAUCCUUUAGGUUCAAAGCCAGUUUUUAUAGGCAAUAAUCUAUAUGCCGUUUUGAGAGCUCCAAAAGUGGCUAGCACUGAAGCUAUAGUUAUUUCAGUUCCUUAUAGAGAUUAUAAUAGCAUUCAUGAAAAUACUCUACCUUCGAUUGCUUUGAUGAUAGAACUUGCCCAAGCAUUCCGAAGACAUGCUUACUGGAGUAAAGACAUUAUAUUUCUUGUUACACAAUUUGAAAAUAUUGGUUUUCAAGCUUGGUUAGAUGCUUAUCAUGGUGUUUCUACAUCAGAAUAUAUCAAAAGUGAAAAACUUCAAAGUACUAGUGGACUGAUACAAGGUGUUAUAAAUCUUGAAAUUAGUGAUUACUAUUUUUCUCAUGUUGACAUUAAAAUUGAAGGUUUACAUGGCCAAUUACCUAACUUGGAUCUCUUUAAUUUAGUUGUCGAAUUGUGCAAUCGUGAAGAAAUAAUGACAUCAUUUCAAUCUCGGUUCAAUUACUAUCCUUCAAAAAUUCUAACAUGGAAAAGUUGGUGGCAUAAUUUCAAUACAAUGGGCCGCAUGAUUUCCUUGCAAGCCACAGGACUUCCAUCUGGUGGCCACGGACUAUUUCAUCGUUUUGGUAUUCAAGCAUUAACUUUAAAAUCCGUGACUGACAAAAGAUCAGGUCGUGAGUCUGUUUCUUUAAUACAAAUAGGAAGAGUGUUAGAAGGUACUAUAAGAAGUUUAAAUAAUUUACUUGAAAAAUUUCAUCAAUCCUUUUUCUUUUAUUUGUUACCAAGCACUCGAAGUUAUAUAUCCAUUGGAUUGUAUAUGCCACCAUUUGCUCUAAUUGCAUUACCUGUAUUGAUAAAAGCUCUUUAUCUGUAUUUAAAUAUUCAAACUUCAGACUCUAAUAAUCGCAUAUGUCCAAAUGAAAAUAAUAUUCAUUAUUCAAUUGCUUUUGACACGUUUAGUUUACAUUUACUUUUUGGCAUGAUGAUGCUCUUUUUUCCCAUGUCUCUGGAUUAUAUAAGAAUGUUAUUACCAUUUUCAACAAAAGACUUAUUAUAUUUUAUUUUAUUGAAAAUAGUGUUUUUAUGGCAGUUAGUGACUUAUUUUUUUAAUACUCAUUAUCAAGUAACAAAGACUGAAUUCCAUUUUAAAAUGUGCACAAUCUUGUUGAUGUUGGGUGGAUUUCUGUAUACUUUAGCAUUGGUAAAUAUUUCACUAGCAUUAAUAUUAUCUUUAUUGUUUGUUCCAAUCAGUGUAACUCUACAAUGUAGAGGGAAAUUAUCAUUCUUACAAUAUGUUUACUUAAUUCUUAUCAAUCCAUUAGUGUUUACAUACUUUAUUGUUAUUGCUCAGUCAUAUAUAAACGAUAGUAAUGCUCUUUUGUGGACGCAUCUAAAGCGUGCUAUAGAAGGACAUAAAAACUUAUUAUUAUACACUAUAGAGGAUAUGUACUUCUUUGGUAAUUGGAAUUUCAAAAUUUUAACCUUAAUUGUGUUACCAUUAUGGCAAAGUUUACUGUCAAUAAAAAUAUUAAAAAUAAAGUGAAACACAUACGCAUAUAUAUCCUUUUAAAAUUGGACAUCUAAUUCUUUUCAGUAUAUAUAUAUAUAUAUAUAUAUAUUGCACUGUUUAACUUUUAUGUGUAAAUGUAAUGAUAACUGUCACUUUUCUGUUAUGAGUAAUAGUAAAAAUUUUGUUAAAUAUAGCAUUUUUAUUGUUACAAAAUUAUUACCCUUUUCUGCACUAGAUAACUAGUCUCACUUACCUAAACUCUAAUAGCUACUGCACUAAUAAAAAAAGCAUGUUAUUAUUAGAAUAAUAUCAGAGUUUCACAUAUUUAAUAAUAAAAUUGCAGUUGAAUUCUAGUUUAAAGUCCCCUGCACUUCAUCAAGAAUACGAAAUUGCCAAAGUCAAAACUCCAGAUGGCUGACAACAAUUGCUUUACAGCAUUGUUUAUCUGGCCAGUUAUAUGGAUUGGCAACUUGAUAUCCUUAGCAAGGUGAUUAAUUAUGUUUAUUCAAAAUUGCUAGCUAUCAUAUGUGCUUGUAAAAUUGUUUAAAAAUAAUACCAUACAGUCAUAGAAAAUGAUCAUAUUUUCUUUCUCAUUUAUUUUCUGAUCAUUAAUUUUCAUAUGAAUUAAAAUUUUAAUUUUUCAAUUUAUUAAAUAGCUUUUUAUUUAUUUAAAGAAGUACUUUGCUGAUACAAAAUUUUGAUUAUAAUUUGAUGCAUGUUUUUUGGAUUUUUAAAAUUUCUUCUUAAUAGAACACAGAGAACACAUUUAGAACACAGAGAAAUAAAAGUAUCUUCAUAUAUAACAUUUUAUAAUUCUAAUAUUAUAAUUGGAAGUUAAAUCAUAUGCAGUUUGAUUUUUCCUGAAACAGACAUUGGCAUGUUAAUUUUUUAAUAAUAUAUUAAUUUGAUUUCCAGUAUAAUUAAAAUUAGAUUGAUUUUAUAUAAUGUAUUAGAUAAAGUUGUUGCAGAUUAAAAAAAAUUUUCUUUGAAAAAAAUUAUUUAUUUUUUGUUUAAACAGAUAUAUAAAAUUUUUGAAAUUUUUUCAAAAUAAUCAAUAAUGAUGUUAUAUGAGUCUACCCUUUUUUUUCCCCUUCUAUAUUCUUUUUCUUCUUGUAGCAUGCUCAAAUAAUUCUAAAAUAAAAAUCUAUCUUCUAUUUAUGACUUUAUUGUAUUGGUCUCAUGAUUUUAUUGUUAAAAUCCAUCAUUAAUAUAUUUAAUACCAUCAUCAAAGAUUUAUUUUUCUCCAUUUCUUAACUUGUAGUUGGAAUAUAGUAGGAAUAUAUAAUUAGAUUCUAAGAAAAAUUUUAGAAAUGAGUAUUGUUUUAUAUUUUAUAACUUAAGGUUUAUAAAAAUGCAUUGGAUGGCAGCAAUGAAUGUAAUUUAAUUGUUAUUUCUGGCUAUUUUUAUUGCUACCCAGGUUGAGAGUUAGUUUUAGUAACAGAAAGGAAAAAUAUUUUUAAAGUAAAAAUCAUCUUCUUGUACCUACUCCCAUGAAAUGAUUUGUACUCCUCUCCCCUAACUAAACAUUAAUCUAAAUUUUUGAUGCAACCUAUGUUAAAUACUAUUAUCUAAAUCAAAGCUUUUUCAAUUUUCUAAGCUGAGGCAAAAAGUUUGAAAUAAACUUAACCAAGUUAUUUAGUAGAGUUUUGGGUAUGCUCAGCUAAAAUCAAAACUCAAAUAAUAUUAUUAAAUAGUAGAACAUUAAUAUUUACAAUACAAACAAAUUAUAAUAAACUGUAAACUGAAGUCCACUCUUUUAUCUUGCUGGUCCUUCCCAAACUUAUUCUCCUUCAAGCUUUUCUUUCAAAAUUUUUAUUUAGCCCUUUCCUUCAAUUAACAUCUAGUAUGCAAUUCUAGUUCAUAAAGAAAUAGCUAGACUUGAUGACCCUACCAAGAAAAGGGUAUUUGAAGAUAUCAUGGGAUUUUUUUUUAAAUCUUUAACUAUCUCAUUUUUUAAAAAAUCUUUAAUAAUCAUUAUUAAAAGUCAAUUUGAUUUAAUUUCUUUUAACUAAAUUAUCAGAUAACUGUCUUUGGAAAAAAUUUCUUUUUGUGUAAUUUAGUUUAAGAAUAUUUGUCACUCUUCAAAAACUAAAAUAUAUAAUUUUUUGAUUUAAAGUGGUUAUUUAGCAAUUAUUAAUAAAAGGUUUUUCAUCUAAAUAUUUUCUAACUCUUUUAAUUAAGAAUAAUUAAAAAUCUGAAAUGGUUUUUAACCCUACAAUUUUUUAUAUGUCAAUUAAUUUGGUGUUUCAACUCCCAGUUUAAAUUGGCGACUGUUCUAAAACUGUUAAUUUUAAUGCAUUGUUCUGAAUUAAUGACUUUUAACAUUUUAUUAUUUAAUCUCAUAAUGAAUCUUUAAUAUCCCUUUGCAGAACAAAAAUUCAUGUGCAGUUCUAAAAAUGAAAUAAAACAUGAAAAAUAUCUUUCUAAAAUUUAUAUUUUUCUAAAUUUUAUUUAUCUUAGACAAAUUUGUAAAAUGUGAUGGAUAAAAUAAAUGAUAAGAAUGUAUGAAAAUUUUCAAUUCUCCUUGUAUUUGUGAAUUCCUGUUAGUAAACUUUAAAAGAUGCAUAAUUUCAAAAUGAGAACAAUUGUCUGAAUAUUUAUAUUACAUUUUGUUAUUAUUCAGCAUGUUGUUUAAGAGAAACUAGCAAUAUUUAAUUCAUAUUUGUGU